Molecule: messenger RNA, 3100 nt
Organism: Oryzias melastigma (Indian medaka)
Lineage: Eukaryota; Metazoa; Chordata; Actinopteri; Beloniformes; Adrianichthyidae
Exons: 10
Coding region: 1858-2253 (131 amino acids)
Source: RefSeq, a predicted model, not a curated record
AGACAUGUGUGCAUGUUUGCACGUGUUCGUUGGAAUGCGUGAGGGGCAAAAGACAAAUGAAUUAUUGUAUUUUAAUCAAAACUAUCUUUUAAUAUUUCUGCACAAAAUGAGAAAAGUAAAAGUAAGGCAGCGGGACAAUAAUCUCAAACACGCCGUUAUAUAACAUACACAUUACAUACACAAUUUUAUAAAUAAAUCGUCUGCUGAAAUACUUCAUUUAAACUUGUGAUUGUCACUUUAUUGUCUAUUUAUAAAGAGGACUUUGGUUUGCGUGAGAAUCUUUUUCGCGGAGUGAUAUGUGAUGCGGUCCGAGCAUUUCUGGGUGUGGUUUGACUCGUUGCUGGGAACGGACUGUUGUGAUUACAUUUUCAAAAUAAUAGUUAACGCUGGCAUAUUUUCACGGUAAACUGUAAAGUUUUUAAAAAAUGUUUUUACAGACGUUUUUUUUAUUUUUAUUUUCAGAGCAACUUGUUUCGGAACUGAAGAAGCUGCUUGAACGAGCAGCGAUCUAUUUUCUUCCAGUUGUGCGGCUGAACUGAACUUCGUAGGACCAAAAAUUGUCAAACACGGCUAUAUAGUUGAUUUUUGGAGUCACGUGACUGAUUCGCGUGCCUAUUUUCUUUUCCACGGACCAUGUUCGUGACUUUUUUCCCUGUCUUUUAUGUCCUCUUUGGUUCUUCCUGUGGUUUACAAAAUAAAAAGGUGUGCUAUGGCGGCAAUAUAGAUAUACAUUUUAGGUCAUUUUCUAUGAACAAUAAGCUGUAUUUCUAUCCAAGAGAAGGAGAAAGGAAAUUACUGAUGGAUAAUCGAGAAGCUAAGGAUCCACGACUCCAAGUUUAUAGUAACUCAGUAAAACUGACACAAUUGACUGAAAAAGAUAAUGGAAAGUUUGCCAUUGAAAUGUUUCGUGGGGAAAUCUCACAUUUAUUCUCAAUGACAAUCUUGGAUUGUUCAGAGGACAUCUCAUUGUUUUUUGGGAAAGAGUUGGUGCGCAUUGUUCCUAGCCGUGCUGAACUCCUGGAAUUCACCCCCUUUCACAGCCUAGACCAGCCUCAGCUAUUGUGGGAACGUGCAAACCCUCACAACAAUUAUGGAGGACGAGGGAAAGUAAGCGGAGACGUCUUUGGGAUUUCCAAAGUCACCCAGGAAGACAACGGCUACUACAACUUUAGACAUAAAAACAAAUAUGUGGUGUUACGGCUAAAACUCACUGUUGAAGAAGACACCAAUUACUACGAUUUUGAAGAAUCCGAGGACAUCUUCCUUCAAUUUCCUUGGGCCAGUAGAGACUGGACUGUCACUUUUAAGCCAUAUUACAACGACGAUGAAGAAAUAACAAUCAUAAAAGCAGGAAGUGUGGUCAGAAGCAAAAACCCUUUCUAUCACAAGAUUGAAAUUAAAGAUUCUGGCAUAAAUAUCUGUUGCAUAACAAAUGGAGAUGCUGGCACCUUUAAGUUCAGAGACCCUGCAGGAAACCUGGCUUUGGUUUCUCGUGUGCAAAUUAAUGGCGAGUACAUUUUUUGUAAAUAAGGCAAACUGAUGGUUUCUCCCAUAUCAUUAUAACAACCCUGAAUACUUGUACUUUCAGAAAUUCAUCGUUCAGCGAAAGAUUCCACAACUGAUAUUUUUACUGUUUUUAUUAUUCUUGCUGUUAUUGUGGCUGUCCUUGGGGUUCUCUGCUGUUGCUGUUACUGUUGCAAAAAGGGGUGCUGUGAAAAGACAGAGCCUCCUUCUCCGGUUGCUCAGACUGCAACAGAGCCUAAAGUGUAUUAUCAUGGUUUAAAUAAGCCUAAAGGUUCAGAAUUUUCUGCACCACCUCAUCAUGCAGCGUUCCCUCCUCCAGCAGUGAAUGCUGGGAUGUCUGAUGAUGCUGCAGCUGCUUCUUCUGGACCUGUGGAAUAUCAAACAACGUAUGAGGAUACAAACAUUUCUCAGCCUGAGGUAGCACCUCCAGCUUCAGAGCAGUUUGCUCCAUCUUCAUCUUCUGGUUACAACCCUGUGUCUUCAGACUAUCAGCCAGUGUUUGAGACACACUAUCCAACAUAUGAGAUUAGGAAUAUCUCUCCGCCUGAGGUCACAGCUGGAGCUUCACAGCAGUCUGCUCCAUCUUCAUCUUCUGGGUACAACCCUGUGUCUUCAGACUAUCAGCCAAUGUUUGAGGUGAAAGGACUAAGCUCCACCUUUGAUCUUCCACUCACUACAGAAAAUUCCUCUACAGAUGUUUACAAUUCCGAUAAAAUGAACUUUCUGUAACAAGGAAUUAUAGUGUUCUAACUCAUGGCCCAUUAGGGGGAGUGUGGUUACAGACUCUGCCCUGAGGUUACUUAUGAGACAGAAGAUAAAAGUCGUUUCACUUUCUCCUUGAUAACAGGGAAUCAUAUGGAAAGUUAUUAUAAAAUGAUGAUCAUCAGCGUACUGAUAUUUAUGAAUUAUACCAGUAAAAAGGUUUUGAUUAAAAUUAAAUUAGAAACAAUAGACUUAUAAGUAUGUUCUAAGCCAGAGUAAGAGCUUCAGGAUGUUGGAUAUAUCCAGAACAUGAACACCUCCAACACUCCUAACCUCAAAUGUUGCUUUAAUAACUGAAAGUUUCUAAAGCAAACUAUUUGUGCUACCACUACUACUUCUACUACUGAGUCAUAUUUUGGGGCAGAGCGGUCAACUUCUGAUCGGAAGAUCACAGGUUCAGGUCCUGCCUUUCCUGCCCACAAGUCGAAAUGUUCAAGGGCAAGACACUGAACCCUACAUUGCUCCUGGUGGUCAAUGGUAGACGUCAGUGUUCAGCAUCAGUGUUUGAAUGUGUGUGUGCAUGGGUGAACAGGACGAUGACUGUAAAGUGCUUUGGACCUUCUAAGAAGGCAGUAAAAGCACUAUAAAAGCACUACGCUUUUACAUUUUUUUUACCAUUUAAUUAGUCUAUCAGUUUUCUUUUUAUGUUUUGACAGUAUAAUUUUAUACUGGUUUUAUUUGAAGGGUAUAAAAAAGUUUACCGUGUGGAAUUAAUCCUUUAAUGUGUCUAUUUUCUUGUUAAAUUGCUUUUAUCUUGAGGCGUUUGUACCAAAUAUAUUUCUCAUGGUUAUUUUAUUAAACUGAUGAAAUGCUU